AUGCCCAUAUUUCUUAGCAAAGAUCCUGUACAAUCCUGUACUGGACUGUUUUGGAGGCAUGCGCGCAGUGUUAAAUGUACAGCCAAGCCGCUUCCCCUACCACUUGUCUACCAAUCCCCCCUCUUUUUCUUUUUCAGUACAUCAGGGUAUCCGGCAGAUCAGGGUUUCUUCACUGCCAAGGGCGGCACCAUUUGCAUUUCAGAUCCCUUAUGCGACUCAGAGAUGACAACAGCUUCGUGGAAAACGAAAUAUUCUUGUCAAGUGAAGUAUGAUAGCUCUUUCAACCCAAAAACAUGCAUUGUAUGUCUCGCUAACAGUAUAUGUAUGUGA
This is a messenger RNA of Dujonia railenensis, 330 nucleotides long. The record is from the annotation of a GenBank genome assembly. Lineage: Eukaryota; Fungi; Ascomycota; Pichiomycetes; Serinales; Debaryomycetaceae.